AUGCCUGCCUGUCUGACCUUUUUGGGCCACCUGAAACCCCUCCCGAAGAAGUUCCUGGCCACCUCGAGGCCAGGACAUCCAGAAGGGGAGGUGUCCGAAGGCUUCCCCGGUGACGGGGAGCCUGUGAUAGACGAGACGUGGGUGGCCCAUAUCGUCAUUGCCAAUGCUACCGAUGCUGCCAUCGCCGACGCCGCUGCUCCCUCGCCCUUCCUCCCACUAUACCUCCUCGGAAGAGGCGUUACGACCGAAAGAUUCUUCUUUCCUCCCCUUAGGCAAGUUUUUGGAUGCCUGCUGUCUUUCCCUUCUAUUUUCUUAGUUAGGCUCACGUUUACUUUCAAUGCUCACUGA
Fusarium venenatum is the source of this 348-nucleotide messenger RNA. The record is from RefSeq and is a predicted model, not a curated record. NCBI's taxonomy places the organism in Eukaryota, Fungi, Ascomycota, Sordariomycetes, Hypocreales, Nectriaceae.